This is a messenger RNA of Odontomachus brunneus, 950 nucleotides long. RefSeq names its product protein seele (gene sel). Lineage: Eukaryota; Metazoa; Arthropoda; Insecta; Hymenoptera; Formicidae. The record is from RefSeq and is a predicted model, not a curated record. Bases 206 to 799 code for a protein of 197 amino acids. Gene Ontology annotation, cellular component: endoplasmic reticulum. The transcript has 5 exons.
UGUUACGAAUAGCUCUAUUUGCUUACUGUGUUGGUUUUUAUAUAUGAUACACACGUAGAUGUAUAAGAACAGAAUACGAACAGUAGAUGCGUUACACGUGUCGCAUGUGUGAUUGGGUAGAUUACAUAUAUAUAGAUGUGAUAAGUUUGUAGAUAUUCUAUAGAAGUGUUGCCGCGCACCUUAAAUUAUAUGUUAUAAUAACAAGAUGAGAGUAUUUCUACUUAUUGGUUUAUUUUUUUUAAAAGAUUUUGUGGAAUCUAACGAAAUUAAUCUAGCCCAUUUAAAAUGUUUAGUUUGUAGAGCAACUAUGAACGAAAUGGAAGCUGCAGUAUCUAAAAUAAAUCCAAAAAUAUUAGUUGAAGCAGGUAAUUACAAAAUGGAUUCUCAGGGAAAUACUAUAUCCAAAAAGGUUCCAUUGAGACAAUCAGAAACACAUAUUUCGGAUAUAUUGGAUGAUAUCUGCCUGAAGAUGAAUGAUUAUGUGAGAGCAACUAAGAAGUACAAUAAAAAGUUAACAAUUUUCAAUCUUAUGUCACCAUCAGGUGGUAUGAAUCCUCAAAUGUCCAAAGUUGACAUAAUUCAUGAUGGUGAUUUAAAUAAGUCUCUUGAAUUUUAUUGCCAUUUGAUAGUGGAACAAUUUGAAGAUGAUAUUAUAAAAUUAUAUGUCAAUGAUUCGGGAAAUAGAAAAGAACAGCUUUGCACAGAGAUCUCAAAUAUUUGUAAUGAUUAUCCUGAAAAUGAUGACAACGAUGAUGAUAAUAAUAUUAACAGUAUGUUUAAUUAUAAAAAUGAAUUAUAAGACCAUUUAAGACGAUUUUUUAAUACAUAAAUAUUAUUCAUUUUGAUUAGUAAAUUGAAGACAAUGAGUCUCAAAUAUGUUAAAUAACUAAUUAUAUAAUUUUUUUUAUGAGACAAAAAAUAUAUAUAAUCUGUUUGAUAUAUAAAGCAUU